This is a messenger RNA of Diaporthe citri, 1140 nucleotides long. RefSeq lists its product as uncharacterized. Lineage: Eukaryota; Fungi; Ascomycota; Sordariomycetes; Diaporthales; Diaporthaceae. Gene Ontology annotation, molecular function: pectate lyase activity. The coding region runs from base 1 to 1140 and encodes 379 amino acids. The record is from RefSeq and is a predicted model, not a curated record. The transcript is spliced from 3 exons.
AUGCACUCCGCACCCAUCGUUGCCGCCGGCUUCGCGGCUCUGGCGCAGGCCGCCUCACCAACCGUCUCCGGAACCCCUGAGGGCUUCGCUGCCUCGGUCACCGGUGGUGGUGAUGCCGCCGCGGUCACACCUACCUCGACUGACGAGCUUGUCUCCUACCUCACCGACUCCGAGGCUCGCGUCAUCGUGCUGACCCAGACCUUCGACUUCACCGGAACCGAGGGCACGGCAACCGAGUCCGGAUGUGCUCCCUGGGGAACUGGCUCCGCUUGUCAGCAGGCCAUCAACAAGGACGACUGGUGCACCAACUACCAGCCCGACGCGCCCACCGUCGAGGUCACCUACGACAAGGCCGGUCUGACCCCCAUCGAGGUCGCCUCGGACAAGACAAUCCUCGGCUCUGGCACCUCCGGAGUCAUCAAGGGCAAGGGUCUCCGCAUGGCCAACGGCGUGCAGAACGUCAUCAUCCAGAACAUCCGCAUCACCGAGCUGAACCCUCAGUACGUCUGGGGAGGUGACGCCAUCACGCUGGCCGGCACCGACCUGAUCUGGAUCGACCACGUCACCACCGACAAGAUCGCCCGCCAGCACAUCGUCCUGGGCGAGGAUGCCUCCGGCCGCGUGAGCAUCACCAACAGCAACAUCGACGGCGAGAGCGAGUGGUCCGCCACCUGCGACGGAUACCACUACUGGAACAUGUACUUCACCGGCUCCAACGACCAGAUCACCUUCAAAAACAACUACGUCCACCACUUCUCCGGCCGUGCCCCCAAGCUCGGAGGCAGCACCGUCCUGCACGCCGUCAACAACUACUGGCACGAGUCCAGCGGCCACGGCUUCGAGAUCGGCGAGGGCGCCUACGUCCUGGCCGAGGGCAACGUCUUCGGCGACGUCUCCGCCAUCUACGAGGACGGCGACGCCACCACCGCCUACGUCGUCAACGACCCCUCCAUGGAGUCCGCCUGCUCCAGCGCCCUAGGCCGCAACUGCGUCUCCAACAGCUACGACAACUCGGGCACCUUCGUCAUGACCGACAGCUCCGUCCUCGACAAGUUCAGCGGCGCCGACGGCAUCGCCGAGGCCGGCGCCGUGGCCGACGUCGCCGGCCUGUCCAGCUCUGCUGGUUACGGUACCCUGUAA